This is a messenger RNA of Papilio machaon (common yellow swallowtail), 3402 nucleotides long. RefSeq names its product protein lingerer (gene lig). The transcript is spliced from 30 exons. NCBI's taxonomy places the organism in Eukaryota, Metazoa, Arthropoda, Insecta, Lepidoptera, Papilionidae. Gene Ontology annotation, cellular component: nucleus; cytoplasm. The record is from RefSeq and is a predicted model, not a curated record. Bases 141 to 3284 code for a protein of 1047 amino acids. Gene Ontology annotation, molecular function: protein binding.
UAAAACAAAACUGGCCAUUCUUUAAAUCGUAACGUCGGUCAUGGUACACCACUAGGAAGUCACGUGACCAGCUUGCGUUUGAGAGCGCAUUCACAGCUGCUUGUAAAUAGAGGCUGUAAAUAUAACUAUAGUGAGUAAAGAUGAGUUUGGGAGCGCGCGCCACCAAGGGUGGUGCGAGGGCGGGCAAGGACGGCAAGCACGCACAGGACAAAGGCAAGCCCACAGACAAGCCCCAGCCCAAGGAGAAGGUCAAGUUACAGGCCACCACAGAACAAAUUCGCAUGGCAAAUAUGAUCGAUUGCAAAAGCGAAGAUACAACUGAUGUUCGCAGAAUGGUGACCGUCCUGAUGGAGAUGACAUGUCGCACAGAGGAGGAGGUGUGCUCCGCGCUGCACGACUCCGACAACGACAUGCUUGUUGCCUGCAACUUGUUGCUGGAGGAGAGCGAGCGGAUACAGGGCGAGUGGCAGACUAACGAGAAGAAAAAGAAGAAGCCCCCCGCCGCAGCUGGGAACGGAGAAGUGGAGCCUCCUCGAGACGGGCGAGAGCGAGAUGCGCGCAGCAGAUCUGGACCCAGACCACGUCGCGGCGAGGGUAUGGGCGAGGGUGGUCGCGGGUCAGGUCGCGGCGGGGGUGCAGGUCGCGGGCGGGGCGGGGCGCGAGGUGGUCGCGGUGCGGGACGCGGAGGUCGCAGAGGUGGUACCCGCACACGCCCCUCACGUGACACGCACUGGAAUGACAACAACGAUGCCGGUGGCAACAUUGGUGAUACAUUCCCUGCCACAGAAGACUGGGACAAUGAGGAGUGGUCUGGCUCACUCUCAGAUACCAAGGUGUUCACUCCGAGUGUGAACGUACAGAACUUGGUCCCUGAGCUCGACACCGCCUCGCAGAAUGCCACGGAGGACUGGGAGUGUCCGCCUGAGAGUAACGGCCCCACGGAUGCGCAUGUCACCUCCUAUACGUACCACAACACUGCGCAGGCGCACCACCAUCAGUCCAUGCUAGAGCAACAACAGCAGCAGCAGCAGCAGGUGCUGAGUGCGCCCAAACCGGAGCCAGCAGCGGCUCCUGCACCCUCAGACCCACAUCUCACACAUCAUCAUCAGCAGCCGAUGGGUAUGUCGGGUAGUCUGAGCGCGGCGCAGUCUCAGUACCUCUCCCAGCUCACGCAGCAGUCGCAGCGACAUGAUAACAGUGUAUACACCAGUAACUACGGUGUGUACGGUUCUGCAGAUAUAACCAGCCAGCGUAAGACCCAACGUGCCAGGGUACCGCCGCCAUCGAAGAUACCUUCAUCUGCGGUGGAAAUGCCAGGCGGUGGUGAAUCGAGCGGCGCAAUGUUCCUCGACGUUCAAUUCGGAGCCCUGGAGCCGGAUACACUGCACGAUACUGCGCCAGCGCAGCCCCAGCACCAAGUGCCCGCGCAGCAUCAGGUGCCGUCCCAGCACCAAGUCCAGCAGCAUCAGAACCAGCACCAAGUGCAGUCACAGCACCAGGUGCCGUCUCAGCAUCAAGUUCAGUCGCCGCAUCAAGUGCAAUCCCAGCAUACGGUGUCAUCGCAGCACCAAGUGCAGUCGCCGCACCAGGUUCAGUCGCAGCACCAGGUUCAGUCGCAGCUUCAGGUGCAGUCAACGCACCAGGUGCAAUCAACUCACCAGGUGCAGUCACAGCACCAAGUACAGACUCAGCACCAGGCGCAACAUGCUCCUCAGGCUCAUUCCCAGCCACCUAAGCAGGUACCGUCAGUGGCGGAGUCUCAGCCGGUAGUGACGAGCCAUGAGAACGCAGUUGAUGUUCCCAGCAGUAACUACCACAGCACUAACACAAUGCUAAGUGACAGCUUAUCGGCGGUAGACACGACGGCGACAAGUCAACCUGUCACGUCAGAGCCCGCAGUAACAAACGCCACAUCACUAGAGAAGCAGCUGUCAGCGUCAAUGAAGCAGAUGUCAGUGUCGGGAGUGUCAGGUGCGGGUGCGGGUGCGGGUGCGGGCGGGGAGGUGGCCGCCAGCGCUGCGCCUGCGCCUGCGCUGCAUGCCCCCCAGCACUACGCACACCACAGACCAAAGACAGUUGGCCAACAGAAUAUGUACCCACACCACGCGGUGUCGCACCAUCCACCAGUGUACGGAGCCAAUGUGUACGCGCCACAGGUGAACUCAUCGAAUGCUGCGUCACUAACUGGCGCCUCUGCAAUGACUGCUGCUGCCUACCCCUCCAGUGUCACGCUGACGCAGUACCAGCCCAUCAUGAACUCUUAUCAGACGUCAUCAUCAGCGGGUGCGUACGGAGGUAGCGCGUUGUAUACAGCAUCGCCUUACACCGCGUACCAACCAUCGCCUCAGCCAAAACCACAGCCUAAAGAGCAACCACAGUAUGACAGUUCAGUAGCGUCGAGUAACAGUUUAACGAGUACAUCAACUACGCAGACGUCGACUGCUAAAGUUACCACCACAACAGUGAGCGGAGGUAACGCGGUGAGCAACGCGAGUGCGGCAGGUUUGGGAGCGGGCGCAGGCGCGGCGGUGUACGCGGGCGGAGCCCUGUACGGCGCGGCUGGAGCACCCGCGGCAUACACAUACGAUGACCAGCUGAUGCGUGGUGCACUGCCUCAUCAUAUGGGUGGAUAUUACGAGACUGGAUACGUUGCACGAGAAGGUACCUUCGGUCUUGGUGGUGGUGAGAGGUUCGGAAGAACAGACGCCGCGUCACCGCAACAGGUGCCGGCUGCAUUACCACCUGGCUACGCCUACAUCUACCAAGCACCUCCCACUACAUACCAAUAUGGAGUCUACCCCACGUACGGGGGCAACUCCAGCGUGGGCGGUGUUGGGGGAGUGGGGGGCGUGGGGGGAGUGGGCGUGUCCGGCGGCGGCAAGGUGUCCGCCUACUCGCAGCAGCAGCAGCCCCCGUAUGACGCACAGGACUCAUACAAACCAGGUGGAGCAUACUCUGGCAGCUCGGGUAAGGCUGGGGGAGGUGCCGCGGACCUCGGCAAUGUGAUGUACAACAAGACGCAUGUCGCUCUCAACAAGGUCAAUAGCUACGAGAAGGCGGCGUUCCACAGCGGCACGCCCCCGCCUUUCGGUGCCGGCAGCCAUCUCUACAUCCCCGCACCGCCGCACCACCACCCGCACCACCACGCGCCGCAGCAGCACCAGAUGGAUGUUCGGGUGAACAAUAGGCGGCAGGAGAGCGGCGCCGGGGGCGGACGUAGUGCGGCCUCAAAGCCGGCCUCCAGCAAGCCCAACUACUCGCAGUCCUACUGGGCGCCCAAUUAGCCCUACACGGCGCACUACCUCCAAGUCGUCAGACACGUGUACAUAGAGCAGGGCGCGCCCCCCCUCGCGCAGCCCCGCACCUCCCCGCCCCUCCCACAGCCCCACACCACGCCCCCGC